Messenger RNA from Bombus terrestris (buff-tailed bumblebee), 1042 nucleotides. RefSeq names its product 40S ribosomal protein S3. Bases 108 to 836 code for a protein of 242 amino acids. Gene Ontology annotation, molecular function: RNA binding; structural constituent of ribosome. Lineage: Eukaryota; Metazoa; Arthropoda; Insecta; Hymenoptera; Apidae. Gene Ontology annotation, biological process: positive regulation of apoptotic signaling pathway; translation. Gene Ontology annotation, cellular component: cytosolic small ribosomal subunit; nucleus. The record is from RefSeq and is a predicted model, not a curated record. The transcript is spliced from 4 exons.
UUAAUUUAACCCUCGCAUGACAUCAUGUACAACGUGCAAACAUAUUAUUUCCGCUUCCAGUUGUGCCUUUUCCGUUUUCGAUUCCUUUCGUGUUGUCAGCGUCAAACAUGGACAGCCGUUCUAUCUCGAAGAAAAGAAAGUUUGUCGGAGACGGAGUCUUCAAAGCCGAAUUAAACGAGUUUUUAACUCGUGAACUUUCGGAGGAUGGCUAUUCAGGGGUAGAGGUACGUGUUACUCCUCAUCGUACAGAAAUUAUAUUGUUGGCAACGCAUACCCAGAAUGUUCUCGGAGAAAAGGGUCGAAGAAUCAGAGAGUUAACUUCUGUGGUUCAAAAACGAUUUAACUUUAAAGAAGCACAGAACAUCGAGUUGUAUGCUGAGAAAGUUGCGACUCGAGGUCUUUGCGCUAUCGCACAAGCAGAAUCUCUGCGUUUCAAGUUAAUUGGAGGUUUAGCUGUACGAAGGGCUUGCUAUGGAGUUCUGCGCUUUAUUAUGGAAUCAGGAGCAAAGGGUUGCGAAGUGGUUGUUAGUGGCAAAUUGCGUGGACAGAGAGCAAAAUCCAUGAAAUUCGUUGAUGGUUUGAUGAUUCAUUCUGGGGAGCCAACCAACGAAUAUGUAAACACUGCAACCCGUCAUGUCCUUCUUCGACAAGGUGUACUUGGUAUCAAAGUGAAGAUUAUGCUGCCCUAUGAUCCUCAUGGCAAGACAGGCCCUAAAAAACCUCUCCCAGAUUCUGUGUCAAUUGUUGAACCAAAAGAUGAGGUAUUUCCUUCACAACCGACAUCUGAAGUGAAAGCAUCGAAGGAUUUACCACAACCAAUACCACUUGCAGUGUAAUUUUUAUGUAAAUGUAAAUAAAUUUUAUUGUAAAUAACUAUUUAAUAUAAUUUCUAAAUAACAUUCGUUUGUGAUAAAAUUAUUUUAAAGUAUCUUUCAAGAAUAACUACGACUAAGACAAUUAUCCACUGCUAAAUACCAUUUUACCAGGAAAUUCAUAGAAUGACCCAUAUUUGUAUGAAAUAAUAAAAAAAUUAUUUCGUUAA